AUGUCUGCCCCCCAGAAUCCCGCUGGCGAGCCUGCGGCUCCCAAGAUUGAUACCCCCGCUCAAGCCGAUGAGCAAACGAGAAACCAAGACCCCUCCGUUGCCGCGCCUCCCAAGGUGAAGUCCGAGAAAGAGUUGGAACGCGAGCGCAAGAAGGCCGAGAAAGCGAAGAAGUUCGCCGAAAAGCAGGCGAAGGCUGCUGCGUCCAAGCCCGCCGCUCCCAAGGCUGACAAGAAGGCCGGCAAGAUUGAGAAGGAGAAAACCACCGAUGCCUACGAUCCCAAGGUUAUCGAGCCCGGUCGCCUCGACUGGUGGGAGGAGAAGGGUCUCUUCAAGCCCGAGUUUGGCCCCGACAACAAGGUCAAACCUGAGGGUUACUUCGUCAUCCCCAUCCCUCCUCCCAACGUCACUGGUUCUCUUCACAUGGGCCAUGCCCUCACCAAUGCUCUCCAGGAUACUAUGAUUCGUUGGCAGCGCAUGAAGGGCAAGACCACGCUGUGGCUUCCUGGUAUGGAUCACGCCGGUAUCUCCACCCAGAGUGUGGUCGAGAAGAUGCUCUGGAAGAAGGAGAAGAAGACUCGCCAUGACCUCGGCCGUGAGGUGUUCACGGACAGAGUGUGGGAAUGGAAGCACGAGUACCACGCCAACAUCAAGAAUGCUCUGCGCAGAGUCGGUGGUUCGUUCGACUGGUCCCGUGAGGCUUUCACCAUGGACCCCAACCUCUCCGCGGCCGUCACGGAGACCUUCGUUCGUCUGCACGAGGAGGGCAUCAUCUACCGUGCGAACCGUCUGGUCAACUGGUGUGUGGCUCUGAAUACCUCUCUGUCCAACCUGGAGGUUGAGAACAAGGAAGUUGAGGGUCGUACCCUGCUCGACGUCCCUGGCUACGAGAAGAAGGUCGAGUUCGGUGUCCUGACUCACUUCUGCUAUGAGAUGGACGGCACCAAGGAGAGAAUCGAGAUUGCCACCACUCGUCCGGAAACCAUGAUCGGUGAUACCGGUAUUGCCGUCCACCCCGACGACAAGCGCUAUCAGCAUUUGAUUGGCAAGUUCGCCAAGCACCCCUUCGUGGACCGCCUGCUUCCCAUCGUGGCCGAUCCAGAGGUCGACCCCGAGUUCGGUACUGGUGCUGUCAAGAUUACCCCCGCCCACGACUUCAACGAUUUCAACCGCGGAAAGGCCCACAACCUUGAGUUCAUCUCUGUCAUGAAUGACGACGGUACCUUCAACAAGAAAGGAGGUCCUUUCGCCGGCAUGAAGCGCUUCGAUGCCCGUUACAAGGUUAUCGAGCUCCUGAAGGAGCAGGGAUUGUACGUGAAGUGGGAGCACAACCCCAUGAAGAUCCCGCGCUGCGCCAAGUCGAACGAUGUUAUCGAGCCCGUCCUGAAACCUCAGUGGUGGAUGAAGAUGGAGAGCCUUGCGGAGCCGGCCAUUAAGGCCGUUGAGGAUGGCGACAUUCUCAUCCGCCCCGAAUCCGCCUCGAAGAGCUACUUCCGCUGGAUGCGGAACAUCAACGACUGGUGUCUGUCUCGACAGCUCUGGUGGGGUCACCAGGCUCCUGCUUACUUCGUCAAGAUUGAGGGUGACGAAGGUGACAACAGUGACGGUGAACUGUGGGUGACCGGCCGAACCCAGGAGGAAGCCCAGAAGAAGGCUGAGGCCAAGUUCCCCGGCAAGAAGUUUGUCCUGGAGAGAGAUCCUGAUGUGCUUGACACGUGGUUCUCGUCUGGCCUGUGGCCCUUCUCUACCCUGGGCUGGCCUAACAAGACCCACGACCUGGAGAACUUGUACCCCACGUCUGUCCUGGAGACCGGCUGGGAUAUCCUCUUCUUCUGGGUGGCUAGAAUGAUCAUGCUCGGUAUUAAGAUGACCGGCAAGGUCCCCUUCAAGGAGGUGUACUGCCACUCUUUGAUCCGAGACUCCGACGGUCGCAAGAUGUCCAAGUCGCUGGGUAACGUCAUUGAUCCCAUCGACGUUAUGGAGGGUAUUGAGCUUAAUGACCUCCAUGCUAAGCUGCUCCUUGGUAACUUGGCCGACAAGGAGGUCGCCAAUGCUACCAAGUACCAGAAGAAGGCGUUUCCCAAGGGUAUCCCCGAGUGCGGUGCCGACGCCCUGCGUUUUGCCCUCGUUUCCUACACUACCGGCGGUGGUGAUAUCGCCUUCGACAUCCAGGUCAUCCAUGCCUACCGUCGUUUCUGCAACAAGAUCUACCAGGCUACCAAGUUCGUCCUUGGCAAGCUGGGUGAGGACUUCAAGCCUCAGGCUACUCCUUCCAAGACUGGCCGCGAGUCCCUAUCUGAACGCUGGAUCUUGCACAAAUUCAACGUUGCCGCCAAGGAGAUGAACGACACCCUGGAGCAGCGUGAGUUUUCUGUUGCCGCCAUUGCCAUCUACCAGUACUGGUACAGCCAGCUUUGCGACGUGUUCAUCGAGAACUCCAAGUCUCUGUUGAACCCUGACGCUCCUGCCGAAGUGCAGCAGUCCGCCAAGGAGACCCUCUACACCACUCUUGAGGGUGCGCUGACCAUGAUCCACCCCAUCAUGCCCUUCGUUACGGAACACCUCUGGCAACGUCUGCCUCGCCGUGCCGGUGACAAGAACAUCUCCAUCAUGACGGCGCGGUACCCCGAGUACCAGGCUGAGUUCGACGACACUGUCGCCGAGACCGCCUACGAGCUCAUCCUGAACACCUCCAAGGCCGUCCGGUCGAUUAUCGCCCAGUACGAGCUUAAGGUCAAGGGCGAUGUCGUCAUCCAGACCUACGACGCUACGAGCCACCAGACCAUCUCGGACGAGAUCGCCAGCAUUAAGUCCCUGGGUGGUAAGUUCUUGGGCGAGCUCAGCGUGCAGGGCCCCGAGAACACCGCUCGCCCGGCCGGCUGCGUCGUGACUCCUGUCGGCUCCUCGGCCGCUGUCUACCUCCGUGUCUCCAAGGAGGUGGCUCUUGAGCAGGAAGAGAAGGCCAAGGCCAGCCACCAAAAAUCUCAGGAAGUCGUGCGCCGUCAGCAGCAGCUCGUGAGCUCGCCCGCUUGGCAGGAGAAGGCCAAGCCCGAGGUGCGUGAAUCGGAAGAGAAGAAGCUUCGGGAUGCCGAGAGCGAGUUGGAUCGUUUGGAGGAGCAGAUCCGCGAGUUUGAAAAGCUGCGGCUAGAGUAG
Molecule: messenger RNA, 3150 nt
Organism: Aspergillus affinis
Lineage: Eukaryota; Fungi; Ascomycota; Eurotiomycetes; Eurotiales; Aspergillaceae
Product: valine--tRNA ligase
Exons: 4
Coding region: 1-3150 (1049 amino acids)
Biological process (GO): valyl-tRNA aminoacylation
Cellular component (GO): cytosol
Molecular function (GO): aminoacyl-tRNA deacylase activity; ATP binding; valine-tRNA ligase activity
Source: RefSeq, a predicted model, not a curated record